UACGUUUCACUGACUUCGAUAUGCUUCAAGGUUUUUGUCCGGUAGAUGUUGUUAUAAAACCCCAAUAAUAGCGAUAAAUGUUGAAAUUUUAGAUUACUUUCGGACAGUGCACUUAUAUUUGGAUUUUAUUUAAUAUGAGAUUUGAAAUGCUCAGUAAAUUUUUUGGACACAGGAUCCGGUGUUUCAGCGUAAUUAUUUUGUGCAUUUUGGUCUCGGCAUGCACGGGCUACCCGUACUUCAAGGAAAGCAUUCCAAAUGGCAAUAAAGUGCCACACCCGUGUAUCAAGGGACUCUACUGGGAAGGUGUCGGCCACGAGAAUUAUAAAGGGUCUGGAAUACGGAACAGUUUUGGACUGGACUUUGAGAAAAACAGCAAGGUAUGGAACACUGAACUCUGCAACAAGGAUUCAGACGGUGACGGGUUAACUAAUGGACAGGAAUUAGGUGACCCAGAUUGCACGUGGACCCCAGGCACGCAACCGAAAACUACAGAAAACUUGUCACAUCCAGGGAUAUGUGAGCCGUUUGAUAGUCCACUUUGCGGCGGAAAACCUUCAUUUGUGAACUGUGAAGAUACUGGGCGGCUGGAGUGCGACUCUAUAAAAGAGCCAGACACUUUUAACAUUACGGUUCGAUUCCCGGAAACGGAAGUGCCAAACAAAGAGACCACGUACAUGUGUAUUACGUUUGAGCUGCCCAUGGACAAGGAGUACCAUCUAGUUGCAACGGAGCCCGUGAUAGACAACGCCGACAUCAUGCAUCAUACAUUAGUGUAUGGGUGCGAGGGAGUUAAUGAGGCCCCAAGGGAACUUAUGACGCCGGUGGAAUGUGGCGGAACAAUGGAUGGUUGUCGGGAACUUAUUGCUGUAUGGUCCAUUGGCGGUAUAGGGACUUGCCAAAACCAAAACGCUGGGUAUCUUGUAGGGGCAAAUAAAGGGCUCAAAUAUGCCGUGAUGCAGCAUCAUUGGAACAACCCUCAAAAAGUAUCCAACUAUAAAGACAGUUCUGGCAUGACCUUACACUUGACCCCGAAGCUCCGCCCCCACAACGCCGGCUUCCUAAUGACUGGUCAGUUCCACCUUGAAAUCCCCCCUGGAGAGUCGCAGUACGUAGCUUCCGGUUCCUGUGGCGGAAGUUGUCUGUCGCAAAUGAUGAAUGGUACCAUAUACGUCACAAAAGUUAUCAAUCACAUGCACCUUCUUGGUGCAGCACAGUUUACAGAGCUACGAAGAAACAAUUCGUUUGUGAUGCAUCUUGCCGAGGACAAGGUUUAUGACUACAACACGCCUGUUUCUCAUGAUCAUAAGGAUCCGGUGAUGAUACAAAAGGGCGAUGAGCUGAAAACCACGUGUGUUUUUUCGUCUGAAACAAAGUCACAAGUAACUAGAUUUGGAGAAGCAACCUCAGACGAGAUGUGUCUUGCAUUCUUUACCUACUACCCAAAAGAGAAUUUCCAGUCUGGCCAAUGUGUGUCCUGGAAAAGUUUAAGCCAUUGUGAAACGAGACAAGAUGUGAUCCGUGGAUGUAACAGACGUAAAAUAUUGAACCUUGCGGAUCCUGAUACAGUGAACAUUACCAUGACGGUGAAUGCACUUUGUGUGCCAGAAGAAUGCCGAAUAGAGUGUUUGAACUAUGUAAGAGAACUUAAGCAGCAGCCGUGUUUCUCCGGAGACGUCGGUGACUUCAUGAGAAGCGUUAUGAGAAGAACGGCAAGAGGUCAACUAGACCUUUCCCCGUUGUUCGCCCGGCUGGAUUCGUGCGACCGUGAACUUUUGAAGGAGACUUUGGAUGAGGACAUCAACGCUGGUAGGACUGCCACGCCCCUUUUCACUACAGUAUUGCUGGCAAUACUGUGUCUAUUGCGAAUGUUUUGGCACUGAUAUUUAUGUUGUAUUCUUAAUAUUUGCCAAGUGAUAACGAUCGUCGAAACUUCUGCUUAUAACUGUACAUUUAACGUAUAAGUAUAAUCAAAUUUCUGAUAGAGUCAUAAACCUGUUUUGAUGUACCUUUAAAGGAAAAAACAGGAAGCGGUCAAUAUAGCAUUUAAUAAAAUAUUUGUAUAGAACAACUGCUUAGAUACUUAAACUCUUAAACAACUAGACAGAGGUCAGAGACCAAGUUUUGCUGAUGUGUUUAUAUGAUAAUUACACGUACAGGUUACAUGCUUCAAAGUAAAUAUAAAUGUUUAAGAUUUAUGACUUGUGUACUUAGUAAUAUAGAUAAUAUAUUCUUUUACAAUUGACUGGUAUUCUUGGAUUAAAAAAAAAACACGCAUAAAUAUUCAAGUUAACUUCAUGCAAAUGUAUAUUUUUAAGUUAAUAAAAUUGGAAUGAC
Ruditapes philippinarum (Manila clam) is the source of this 2334-nucleotide messenger RNA. Its product is annotated as DBH-like monooxygenase protein 2. Bases 135 to 1880 code for a protein of 581 amino acids. The transcript has 11 exons. Lineage: Eukaryota; Metazoa; Mollusca; Bivalvia; Venerida; Veneridae. Gene Ontology annotation, molecular function: dopamine beta-monooxygenase activity; copper ion binding. The record is from RefSeq and is a predicted model, not a curated record.